Molecule: messenger RNA, 1695 nt
Organism: Astyanax mexicanus (Mexican tetra)
Lineage: Eukaryota; Metazoa; Chordata; Actinopteri; Characiformes; Acestrorhamphidae
Gene: afmid
Product: arylformamidase
Exons: 11
Coding region: 75-956 (293 amino acids)
Molecular function (GO): arylformamidase activity
Source: RefSeq, a predicted model, not a curated record
UGAGCUGUUUACUCAGUCUGCUUCAGAGUUUCAAAGGUCUGGUUUAGCGUUUCCUGUAGCUAAGCUCUGCUAUCAUGUCUGACUGGAGAAGCAUGGAGAAAUAUGAGCUGGAGAAGCAGUACUCCCCCAGCCAGUGGUCGCACAGAAUGGCCGCCGACGACGUGAUUAAAGCCCAUGUGGCUGCACUGAAAUCAGGUACAGAAAAGGCUCGUGCUGUUUCACAGACUCUUCUGGAUGUCCCUUACGGGGAUGGAGAAGGGGAGAAGCUGGACGUUUAUGUGCCCAACAUCUCUUCCCCAGAUGUACCUCUCAUUAUCUACCUCCAUGGGGGUUACUGGCAGUUCCUCAGCAAAGAAGAAUCUGGCUUCAUGGCCGUCCCGCUGGUCCAGAAAGGGGUAGUGGUGGUCGCCGUUGGCUACAGCAUUGCCCCUAAAGGUAAUAUGGACCUGAUGGUAGCACAGGUGCGCAGGAGCGUGGUGUCCGUCAUUCAGCAGUAUUCUCAUAUAAAUGGGCUGUACCUGUGUGGUCAUUCAGCAGGUGCACACCUGGCUGCCAUGGUUCUGUCUACUGAUUGGGCAGAUUUUGGUGUGACACCCCCGAUCAAAGGAGCGUUCCUUGUUAGUGGAAUUUAUGACCUGCUGCCCAUUUUGUCCACCUAUGUAAACGAGCCACUGAAGAUGACAGAAGAGGUUGCUCUUAGGAACAGCCCCAGUCGGCUGGUUCCACAGCUCACAGCUUCAUCAUCUGCCUGUGAGAUUGUCGUUGCUGUGGGACAGAAUGAUUCCCCUGAGUUUCGGAAGCAGUCUGAGGACUACUUUAAAUCUUUGGAAACUGCUGGGCUUAAGGUUGCUUUUGAAGACGUACCCAACACAGAUCAUUUCAAUAUCAUUGAGCAGCUUGUUGAUGAUAACUACCACCUCACACAGCUCCUGUUAAAGAUGAUGGGAAAAAGCUAAGGAAGACAGCACUGUUCAUCAGGUCACUAAAUGAUCCUAUAAUGCACCUCUUUAUCACAGCUGGAAUAUUGUCUGAUUUAUUAAGGGCCCGUCACCACAGACAAUCUCAGUCCCACGACAUGGGAUGGAGUCUUGUUUACAUUGUAAGGGGUUAAAUCUGUGACAGGGCACUGACACAUCGCCCCUUUUGGCCCUAGGCUUCAGUGUUUGGUGUGAGCUAGUUUUGUGCUCAGUCUACCGUUCGUUACGUCUGUGAUUAAUGUCACUAUGAAUCAAUGCACUUGAACACUUGUCUUUGUUUCUCUUCUGUAAUGAGCCUUGUCUCGGUCUCAUUUAGUCUUUUUGUGAUUUGUGUGAUGAAUUAUACCAUCUAAUGCAGGGGACAAAUCACUUAGAGGUCAGUCAUGAAUGUAGCAGACACUUUUAUCUUCGUUAUUGUUGUGAAUAAUUAAUUAUGUUGUGCUUAAUUGUUGGUUGUAAUUUGCAGCACACAGGGAAAAUAACCAUGUUGAGAUUUGAAUUGUUCAGAUAUCAUCCUCAAUAAUGUUGAAAUAUGUGGAUAGUUAUUGCACAUUUUAUUUUUACUACUUCAGAUUUCUCUCAGAUCUCAUCAAAGUGGCACAGGGAUAGUCUGGCUGCUCGGAUGUACUUCUGAACAGUUGUUAAUGCAAUCUAUGGUUCUAACGUUUACAGAUGCAAGUAUUAAUAGUGUAAUAAUAAAAUGAUAAGAUAUAAGAAA